CUUGCCUGUAGGAAUCAAGAACGUCGAGCCCUCUGCCAUCAUGAGAUGAGACUCAAGACCCAAGACUCCUAAUUGUCGAUUUCCUGGCUUCCUUCAGAACGGUGGCCGCAUUCCAUCAGUGAACUGACGGGAUUACACCCUUACCCGGCACAUCGACGCUCAUCCUCUAGCGCAUUAUGGCCAAUGCGACAAGCGGAGAACCGCUGCGUGUGCUCGUCACUGUGGGCUCCACCUCAUUUCCUGCAUUGCUCACUGCUGCGCUGUCGGAUGAUGUGCUAAGACAGCUCGCUACAGGCUCGCAGUCUCUCAGGAAGCAUUCAGCCUCAACACAGCCGACGCUCCUACUGCAGCACGGGGCCACGCCCCUUGCGUCCAUCUUGCAGACCUUCCUGGCCAAACCUGUGGAUCCCUCCUCCAGGAAGGUUCCGGAAGCAGGUCUGAGAAAGGUCGGUACCAAAUGGGGCUACACCGGAGCUGUCAGGACAGAAUUGGACCCGGGAGAAGAAGGCUUGUUGAAUGUGAAGCUGGCAAGCAGCUCCAAGAGACCUACGCACUCCAAGGCAAAUGCAGACUCAAGAGAGGAUGCUGACGAGAAAGAUGCCGCAAUAGACAGCGCCGUUCGCGAUGUCAAAAGCAGGGUGAGAAGGCGCACCGAUGCACGCAAAGCUGGGGCCGACGUCGAGCUGGACGAGGCAGUGUCUUCGGCGCUGAAGGAGCGCAAGGCUAGCCAGAGCAAGUCGCACCGCCCGCAACAAAUAUCGGCAAUCGACGAGCAGGACGACACGGAUAGCUCGAGCAGCUCAAACUCGGAUCUCGAGGAUUGGAACAUGGAUGCUAGACCUUCAGGACCGCUCCCGAUCGGGCAUGGUACGCAGGCGUGGACAGCGGAGCCUGAUGCGCGUGGAGGACUCCAAGCCCAUUGCCUGCAGCUGGAGACUUCACAUGGCGUUCACUUGACCUUGAUCGACUACGUUUACGAUCUUUCAGAGGAGAUCAGUCGCGCAGAUAUUGUUAUCUGUCACGCAGGCGCUGGCACCAUCUUAGAAUCAUUGAGGAGCACCAGUGCGCGCGGUCCGCCCAAGGUGCUGGUUGUUCCCAAUACGACGUUGAUGGACAAUCACCAAAGUGAACUCGCAGACGAGUUGGCGCGGCUGGACUACUGCAAAGCGGGCAGCGUCCACACACUCCACGAAGAUCUUCGAAAGCUGCUUGAUUCGAGUACGCCGCCUUCGAAGCCCUUCCCGCCCUUUGAGCCAGAACGCUUUGCACAGAUAGUCGACGACCUGGUCGGGUUUUCCUAACGCCGCUCAGAUGGUGUGCAUCACCGCUCACGGACAUACUUCUCUUGCUUGCAAUGUCAUGCGUG
Molecule: messenger RNA, 1366 nt
Organism: Ceraceosorus guamensis
Lineage: Eukaryota; Fungi; Basidiomycota; Exobasidiomycetes; Ceraceosorales; Ceraceosoraceae
Exons: 3
Coding region: 177-1301 (374 amino acids)
Biological process (GO): dolichol-linked oligosaccharide biosynthetic process
Molecular function (GO): hexosyltransferase activity
Source: RefSeq, a predicted model, not a curated record